UGAAUUCGCGCCGGCACCAAGAUUAGACGCCUUUUUGGUAAAACGCGGGAGUUUUUGACUGUAACAAAAAACAUAGCGAGCCCCUUCCGCAACUUAAUUGGAAAAGUUCUUUAUCUCUUACAGUCGUUGAAAUGUAGAGCUUUCUCCCUGACACGGAUUUGAAUUAAAAGUUUCCUUGACUCAAUAUAUAUUUGUGAAAAAUAAUGAAAACAAUGAAACUGACGGGAAUUCUGUGUUAACUUUGGCUAUUAAUAAAACGAACCGGGUCCUCAAGAGAAAAAGGGUUUUCUUUUAGAGAAAAUUUCAAUGAAAUAAAGUUUCGAAGUAUUUUCGGUGCGGGAAGAAUGGCGCUUAGUUCGUUAAAUCCAUCAAACAUGCUUGGGGAGCUUGGCCGGCUAGCCAGUUGGUUGAAAGGCGACUGCCUUGCUCCCGAAGAGUAUGCUGGUCUUGCUGUCACUGAGAAGUUGGAAAAUGUGCAGCUUCUGGAUAAAUACAACCUGCGGAACCCGUCGAAGGGAACCUUGUACUUCGCGACCACGCACCUUAUAUUCGUGGACCAUGAGAUGAGGAAGGAGACAUGGAUUCUCCUGAUGCACAUAUCAUCGGUGGAGCGGCUGCCGAUCACGACCACCGGUUCCCCGCUCCUGGUGAGGACCAAGACCUUCCAGUCGGUGUUCUUCGUCAUCCCUCGAGAGAGAGAUUGCCAUGAGAUGCAUCAAACGCUACUCAGGUUGAGCCAACCAGUUCACAUCGAUGAGUUAUACUGCUUUUUCUACAAAUCGACUCCGGAUGACCUGCCUAAGUCGGCGGGGUGGAACUUCUUCGACAUCCAGACGGAGUACCAGAGAAUGAAUGUGCCUAACGAUCAAUGGGUGCUCUGCACAGCUAAUAAGGAUUACGAGCUAUGCGACACAUACCCAAGCGAGGUGUACGUGCCGGCGCGAGCGUCGACAGCCGUCCUGCUGGGCAGCGCCAGCUUCAGGUCUCGCGGCCGCCUGCCCGUGUUGGCGUACCUACACCACAAUAAAGCGGCUAUAGCGCGCUGCAGCCAACCGCUCAGCGGCUUUUCUGCCAGAUGUAUGGAGGACGAGCAAAUGCUGGACCUAAUUAGACGGGCGAAUCCAAACUGCGGUUACAUGUAUGUCGUGGACACCAGGCCUAGAAUCAAUGCCAUGGUGAACCGCGCCGCGGGCAAGGGCUACGAAAACGAAGCAUUCUACGAGAACAUCAAGUUCCAGUUUAUGGGCAUUGGUAAUAUUCACGUCAUGAGGAAGAGCCUUCAGAAACUGGUUGAGACUUGUGAACAGAACACGCCGACUAUGUCGUCAUUCCUAAACGGUCUGGAGUCGUCCGGUUGGCUCAAACACAUCAAGUCCAUACUAGACACGUCGUGGUGGAUCGCUCACGCGAUAGAGAGCGGCGUGAGCGUGUGCGUGCACUGCAGCGACGGCUGGGACCGCACGGCGCAGGUGUGCUCGCUCGCCGCGCUCUGCCUCGAGCCGCACUACCGCACCAUCAACGGGUAUCAGGCGCUGAUCGAGAAGGACUGGUUGUCCUUCGGCCACAAGUUCACGGCCCGAUGUGGGCAUAUCGCUUGCGAUGGUCGCGAGCGUUCUCCCGUCUUCACGCAGCUACUCGACUGUACUUGGCAACUGUACAGGCAGAGACCUGAGGCAUUCCAGUUCAACGAGCGGUUUCUGCUGACACUACAUGACCACGCCCACGCGUGUCAAUACGGAACGUUCAUUGGCAACUGCGAGAAAGAUAGGCGGGACUUGAGGUUAUCGGAACGCACGUUUUCUCUGUGGGGGUACAUGGCGAGUCAUUUGAACGAGUAUAAGAAUCCUCUGUACAACCCCAAGUCUCACCCUGAUGUGUUGAAACCGGAUUUAGGAGCACAAAGUAUCAGGUUCUGGCGCGGCAUGUACUGCCGGCACGAGAGCGGCGUGCACCCGCGCGAGGCGCUGGGCGACCUGCUGCCCGCCGCCGUCGAGCACUGCUCCGCGCUCGACCACCACAUCAACUACCUCGCCAAGAGAAUAACAACGUUCAAGAACCUGCUAUCCGGUAAGAAGGCGGAUAAGAACAAAGAAACCGCCGUUGUUAACUAUCAAAAUGGGAACGUAGACUCCGUAGAGAUCGAGACCAAGACUGAAGCACUGCAGAUUGAUAACAAGUUAUUGUACGAGUCUGGCGGCACUCUGUCGGAGUUAGAGUGCGCGAACCAUGACCAUCCGCUGAAAGAAGUGACGCCGCCCAAACCCAACAAGAUACCGCUCAUCACUGAGAAGGCAAGUGACAGCAUACCAGCCAGCUUUGCGGUCUUGGAGAAAGAAGUGAACACUGUCGCCUUGGACUGGAAAAGUAUCAAGAAUGUUACCGAGUGCAGCUGCUCGACGCCUCUUGAUCAUUUCAGUAGAAAGCACCACUGCUGGGGCUGUGGGCGCUGCGUGUGCACGCGCUGUGUGUGUGCGCGAGCCGCCCUCCCCGCGCUCCUCGCGCCCCGCGCCGCCCCGCUCUGCGCCGCCUGCACGCCCGACACGCCCCGAGCGCACGAUAUAGUGACGCCAGCCAACUGAAACAUCAAUAAAUAAUUUUAGUCAAAUUAAGAUAGCUAGGUUAAAAACAUUUUCAAAAGUAUUGUAUAUUUUGUAUGUAAGGAUCCCCGAAUUUUCUUCUUUAAAAAAAUGAAAUUUUAUGUAUUCGUGAACGUAAGUUACCAGACAAUUGAUAUCGUUAAAAUGGUAGCAUUGAUAACAAAAAAAAAAACUAAAAAAAACAUUGUGCAACUGCGUGUUUCAUUUUAUGUUAAGACAUUUCAUUUCGAAUGAAAGGUGACGAAUGGAAGGCGAAAAUGAACGAAAAAUGAAGCGUCUUAUAUCAGAUUUAUUACUGGAUACAGGUUAUUUUUGCAUUUUAAUAAGCUAGUUAUGUCUCUCCAUAAGUAACUUAUAGAAUCAUACGUAUGAAAGAAAGUAAAAGUAGCCUAUGGUGGAUUUUUAUUAAAAAAAAAAAAAAUGGCAUAAUUAUGUCACAUACCAAUAUCUAAUCGCAAAAAACGGAUUUAAAUUCCUAUGUCUUUAGUAACAGUAGAUGCAAUAUUGUGCCGGUUUCUGAGCUCUUUUUCUGGUGUAUUAUCUUUUCUUUUUUUUUCUCUUAAAAAUGGUCAUGAAUUAAGAUAGUCAUUAUUCUUGUUUCAUUAUACCUAAUAGCAAAUGUGACGUUAUUGACCUUAAGUUAUAUUGUUAAAAUGUUUAAUUUAUGAACAAGAAUUUCUUUUUUUACGUGAGUCUUGAAAACUAUGUAUGUAUGUGUAUGUUUAGUUACAAGUUUUCCAUAGUUUUUUUUUAUAAUCGCCACAUAGGUAAUUGCAUUUGACAAUAUUUUAAUUCGAGGAAUAAUCCUUACUAUAUUAAUAUUAUAAAUACGAAAGUAACUCUGUCUGUCUGUUAGUUAUUCACGUCUAAACCACUGUACUGAUUUUAAUAACAUUUGGUACAGAGACAGAGUAGACCUUGAGAAAUAACAGGAUAGUUUUUAUCCCGAACUUUUGAAGAAUUCUCUUGGAAACGCGAUAUAACCGAACUCUACGUGGGCGGAAGCUAUUAUUCAAUGAAAAAACAUUUUUGUAAUUUCUCAAAAACUGUGUCUGUCCCGAACCAUUCCACCUUUCCUUAUGUUAGCUUUUAAUGAAAGUUCAAACACAUAUAUUUAUAUAAUUUGUAGAUAAUUAUAAAAUAAGAAUAAUGUAUAUUAUGUACAUUUGUUAGGAAGAAAUCAUAUGCUUGUAAAUAAUAGGUUAAAAGUUUAGUAAUGUAAUCAAAAAUCAUAAAUAUUAUGUUGAAUUAUUGUAUAGUUUAAAAUAUAUAAUGUAUAUCAGUG
Molecule: messenger RNA, 3882 nt
Organism: Helicoverpa armigera (cotton bollworm)
Lineage: Eukaryota; Metazoa; Arthropoda; Insecta; Lepidoptera; Noctuidae
Gene: Mtmr6
Product: myotubularin-related protein 6
Exons: 18
Coding region: 345-2579 (744 amino acids)
Biological process (GO): phosphatidylinositol dephosphorylation
Cellular component (GO): cytoplasm; membrane
Molecular function (GO): phosphatidylinositol-3,5-bisphosphate phosphatase activity; metal ion binding; phosphatidylinositol-3-phosphate phosphatase activity
Source: RefSeq, a predicted model, not a curated record